AGUUGAAAAGUUUAUUAAUUGUGUUUGAUUUAAAUAAAUAAGUUAUUAAUACAUGACUCACCGUCUACAUAUUGUCUUAAUCAAUUUUCCAACAAAGAUACGACUUGUCACAGAACAAAGCAUGCAAUGAUGGAUCAUGCGAUAAAAAGAAGAUAACAUUAAGAAAAGAGAAAAAAAAGUAAAUAGUAGACAUGUUAUAAAUUUAUCAUGACCAUUGUUUGCCAAUUUCAACAAAGUUGGCCCUCCAGAUUUAAUAAUUCAAUAUUUCUUUUCUUACAUAGUUAUUUAUAGCACACAAUCUCUUCUUGGACCCUAAAGUCAUCAAGAAGAAAGAAAACCCGUAUAUACAAAAUUUCUUAUUUCACCCAUUUGAUUGUGUUCUUGAAGGUUUCUUCGCGAAAUGGAUGAAAGGAAAAUUAAGCUUCACGUUUUGUUACUCUCGUUCAUACUCAUCUCCAUAGCUCCUUCGAUUCACGGAUUCAAAAUGAGAGGCAUUACUAGAUCUGAGCCGGAAGCAUUUCACGGCGGAAAGUAUUUCCCGACAAUGAAGAGCAGGAAGUUGAUGGCUACGAAACUGGAAGUUGAUUAUUCAGGUGAUUAUGAUGAUGGAGCCUCUUCAGCAUCACCAUCACCACCAGUGCCUGAUUAUGAUGAUGAUAUCUAUAAAAGGCAAGGUGAUGUCCCAAGCCCCGGUAUUGGCCACUGAUGAUACGUUUUCAUGUGUAUUCUCUACACAUAUACUACAUUUCAGCAUUUUGCAUUAUAUAUUUAUACAUACAUGUUUGUUUUCUUGUUCAUGUAUGUUUUUUGUCCUAAAAGGUCGCGUCUCCACAUGAUCAUUUUUUGUUGCUUUUUCUUCAUUUUUGAAAUCUAUACAUUUUAAUUAUGUCUUUUUUUAUAUAAAUAGUGAUCUCUAUAUUGAAUUGUCUCGUUUUCUCGUGUUGAUGGGAGCUUCUUGUAUGUAUGUUUCAUACUCACUAUUUCAUUAGAUAAACCUGUAUUUUUCUUUUAAAGAAAAACGUAAUCGGUAGUUGGAAGUGAUUUUAAACAAUAUAUAAAAAUAACAUGUUUCUACUUGGUUCGUGAGAUUAAUUUAAUUAAUAUAAUAACGUUAUAUUAAUCGUUCGAAGGAAUCCAAAUUUACAUUAAAACAAUUGAUGAACCAAACGGGUUUACACAGGUGUAUAUUAAAUUUCAUGUUUUCAAAAAUAUUAUUUGAGAUUAAUAAAAGGCGGCAAAAACACAAAAACAUUCCGUCAGUUGUUGACAAAAAGAACACUGUGUCAGUUGUGCAGUCUUUGCUAUUAAACCAAUAUUCACCAUAUGACAAGUUGUAUUUACAAAUUAAAAACAAAAACGACAACUAUUCAUGUUUUUGCUUCAUUUUGUUUUUUGCUAAACAAGUUUUGGCUUCAUGGCCUUUAACAAAGCAUUACAAAUAUUAACUCUCACAUGGGGGCAGCUAUUGUGUGAAAUAUGAUAUAUAUAUAGGACAAUUUUCUCGAAACCACUUUUACGUUUUUGUUACAAAAAUAACACUCAAGAAAGAAAAUAACCAAAAUAGUAUUUUUUUUUAUUUUGAAAUUUUUAAUAUUUAUUUUUUAUUUUUUAAAAUUUGAAAUCCUAUCCCUAAAACUCCACCCCUUAACUCUAAGCCAUAAGUCCAGAUUAGUUAACUAUAGAGUAAAAAUAAACUAUCUUUAAAAAGACUUAGUAAAACUUAGUUUGGUCAGUUUUUUCGUUGGAAACUAUUUUUCUGAUAAAAACUAAAAAAAAAAUUAUUCUAAAGAAUUUCUCUAUAAAAUAUAUGCAAUGUACAAUGUUCCCUUAAAAUAAGAUAUAGUAACAUUAUGCCAUAGUCAAACUAUUAAAUCUAACAUUUUGAACUUCUAAAUCUUAAUACUUAGAAAUUUGAUCCACUGUAAGCGACUGUUGUAUAUGAGAAUAAAGCGAUCUAUAAAAUCCCGUGCACAUGUUUUUCUUUUGGCUGACUUGCAGAAAAUGUGCCACUCUGAAAAGCACAUCAUUCCUAAAAUUACAUAUGAAGCUUAAAAUUAUAUAAAAACACAUUUGGUGUUUUGCUUUGAAAUAUUAGUGUUGGUGUGAAUUGUGAAUUGUCGUCACGCAUCCAAUAUUCGCAAUAUAAUACUGUACUAUGCAUGCAUUGAAUCAACGAUUGUGAAUUGUCGUCAUGCAUCGCAUUAAUAUAUAUUUUAUAAUGGUUUUAUAUAAUUAAUUAUUAAAAAAUUAGAGAUAUCUAUGUAAUAUGAAAGGAAGUUUUUCAUAUAUUAAUACAAAUUUAGAAUGUGGUUAAAAAAUUUUAAGAAACAGUAAAGAGUGUACACUUCAAUAUAUAGAACACUUAUCAGAAAAUUUAAUUUUGUAGGGGUUAAACUUUCAGAUUUUGAGAAAAAAUU
This is a messenger RNA of Brassica rapa (field mustard), 2417 nucleotides long. RefSeq names its product precursor of CEP15. The record is from RefSeq and is a predicted model, not a curated record. Lineage: Eukaryota; Viridiplantae; Streptophyta; Magnoliopsida; Brassicales; Brassicaceae.